Molecule: messenger RNA, 693 nt
Organism: Striga hermonthica
Lineage: Eukaryota; Viridiplantae; Streptophyta; Magnoliopsida; Lamiales; Orobanchaceae
Source: the annotation of a GenBank genome assembly
AUGGUUGGUCUCAACACCUCUCAAGAGAUAUGGACUGCUUUGGAAAAGAAUUUCAGCAGGCAUUCCUUAGCCAGAGUGAUGCAAUACAAGAUGGAGAUUCAAGCUUUAAAGAAAGGAUCUUUAACCAUGAAGGAAUAUAUUAGUAAAAUGAAGGGCCUAUUUGAUGCUUUGGCAGCAGCAGGACACAUGAUUUCUGAAAAAGACCAGAUCAUGCAUCUUAUAGGAGGACUUGGUCAAGAGUAUAAUCCUAUCAUGGUUACAGUUUCCUCAAGAGUUGAGCCUUGGACUCUACUUGAUAUUCAAGCCUUAUUACUAAGUUUUGAAUCCAGACUGGAAUCAGUGGGUGCAACCAACAAACCUCUGGUAAAUAGUGAUGGUUCAUUUCCUAUUCUCAAUGCAGCUUACACUCAGAAUUCAUCAAGAGGAGCAUUUCAAGGUGGCUUUCAAAGGUCAAGAGGUAGAGCUUCAUUUAAUCAGAGAGGAGGCAGGCAAGGAAGAGGAAGAGGAAUGAGAUCUAGAAUUUCAUGCCAAGUUUGUGGAAUUGCUGGUCAUUCUGCCGAGAGAUGUUGGUAUAGGUAUGAUAGUACCUACAUGGGAAGUGCACCUGAUAAUGCCAAUAAGAACUUCAACAACAAUCCAUCUUUGAAUCUUGCUCAUACUCCAAGUUCAGCUUCUUAUGACUUGAGCACAUAA